AUGUCCGAACAGUAUGCAGGUGCUAUAGGGAUUGAUUUGGGCACAACAUACUCAUGUGUUGCAGUAUGGGAAAAUGAACGGGUUGAAAUUAUUGCUAACGAACAAGGGAACCGGACAACUCCUUCAUAUGUGGCUUUUACCGAGAACGAGCGUCUUAUAGGUGACGCGGCUAAAAAUCAAGCUGCUAUGAACCCAAAAAACACGAUAUUUGACGCGAAGAGAUUAAUAGGUCGUCGAAUAGAUGACCCUGAAGUAAAAUCUGAUUUAAAACAUUGGCCGUUUACUGUCACUGAUAGGGAUGGGACGCCCUUGAUUCAAGUUGAAUAUCAGGGUGAAAAGAAAUGCUUCACAGCCCAAGAGAUAUCAUCAAUGGUAUUGGUUCGAAUGAAGGAAAUUGCAGAAGGCAAACUUGGUAAAAAGGUCGAAAAGGCAGUAGUAACCGUUCCCGCUUAUUUUAAUGAUUCCCAACGUCUUGCCACAAAAGAUGCUGGUAAAAUUGCAGGUUUAGAUGUACUCAGGAUUAUAAAUGAACCUACGGCAGCCGCAAUUGCCUAUGGUCUUGAUUCGAAAGAGACAAAAGAAAAAAAUGUACUUAUAUUUGAUCUUGGUGGUGGUACUUUUGAUGUUUCUCUUUUGAAUAUCUCUGGUGGCGUUUUUGCUGUCAAAGCCACUGCUGGUGAUACACAUCUCGGAGGAGAAGAUUUCGAUAAUAAUCUUCUUGAAUUUUUCAAACAAGAUUUCAAGCGAAAGCACAAGCAUGAUAUUUCUGAUGAUGCUCGUGCCAUACGUCGACUAAGAAGUGCUUGCGAACGUGCAAAACGUGCAUUGUCUUCUUUAACUCAAACAACAGUAGAAGUUGAUUCAUUGUUUGAGGGUACCGAUUUCCAAGCCACCAUCACUCGUGCAAAAUUUGAGGAGCUAAAUUCUGCGCAAUUUAGUUCUACUCUUGAACCAGUUCGUAAAGUUUUAAAAGAUGCUAAAAUGGAAAAAAAGGAAAUUCAUGAAAUAGUUCUUGUUGGUGGUUCAACUCGUAUUCCUAAAAUUCAAUCCCUUCUCCAAGAUUAUUUCGAUGGAAAAGAAUUAAAUAAAUCUAUUAAUCCAGAUGAAGCCGUAGCAUAUGGAGCUGCAGUUCAAGCUGCGCUUCUUACUAAUCAAGCUAAUAAUCAGAAAACACAAGAUCUUCUGCUUUUAGAUGUGGUACCACUAAGUUUAGGAGUGGAAACACAAGGUGGAGUUAUGGCUGUAGUUGUUCCCCGAAAUACUCCAAUCCCUACUAUCAAAAAAAAAGUAUUUACCACUGCCGAAGAUGGACAAACCAUUGUAGAAUUCCCGGUUUAUGAAGGGGAGCGACCUAUGUGUAACGAUAAUAACCUACUUGGUGCUUUUGAAUUGUCUGGUAUUCCACCCAUGCCACGUGGAGAAGCCGAACUUGAGUGUACUUUCGAUAUUAAUGCAGAUGGUAUUCUCAAAGUUACAGCAAAGGACCGAGCAACUGGCAGGAAGGCUAAUAUUACAAUUUCAAAUUCGGCUGGUCGAUUAUCGGCGACUGAUAUUGAACGGAUGAUUGCAGAAUCCGAGAAAUUUAAAGAGGAAGAUAAAAAGAGCCAAGAAAGAGUGGAAGCCAGACAAGAACUUGAGAAUUAUGUUUAUCAGAUUGAAAACACACUUAACGAACCUAAUGUGGCUAUGAAAUUGAAACGAAAUGAUAAAGAAUCUAUUGAAAAUGCACUUUCAGAGGCACUUGAAUUUCUUGAUCUUUCUAAUGAUGCGUCAAUUGGCAAUGAUGAAAUUAAUGCAACAAGAAAAAAACUACAGCGUAGUGUAACUCGCGCUUUCGCUUCAUUAAAUCGUUAA
Molecule: messenger RNA, 1854 nt
Organism: Diversispora eburnea
Lineage: Eukaryota; Fungi; Glomeromycota; Glomeromycetes; Diversisporales; Diversisporaceae
Source: the annotation of a GenBank genome assembly